AUGAAAAAAGUAAAAGUUGGCGAUACUAUUCUGAAUUUAGAUAAUAAUUCUUUGCCACUUACUUUCUCCUUUUCAAAAUUAAAUGGUAUUUUAGAUGGACAACGGAAAACAAAACCAGGCGAAGCUAAACCAUAUGAUACUUUAACUAAUCAAGAAGUUAAAUUAAUAUUGGAUCACAAUUUUUGCUCUCCAAAUAAUCUAACUGGACACAGAAGAUGGUUUUAUGCUAAAAAAGUAUCAGAUCAAGGUAGUAUCGAAGGAACGACAGACAUCUCGUGUUAUUUUAAAGAAUUAUUAAUUGAAGUUGAAUCGCCAAGAAUUGAUCUAAAGCAUGGAUCAAACGCAGGGAAAGAAAAAGACAUGACAUUUACUUUAGCUGUUUGUGAAAUUGUACAUCCAAAAAUAUCUGAUAGUGAUAAUACUCUUCGAAACAGUUAUGAAAAAUAUUGA
Entrophospora sp. SA101 is the source of this 450-nucleotide messenger RNA. NCBI's taxonomy places the organism in Eukaryota, Fungi, Glomeromycota, Glomeromycetes, Entrophosporales, Entrophosporaceae. The record is from the annotation of a GenBank genome assembly.